AUGCGUACAAAUGAUGCGAAGAUAACCAUAGAAAAUGGUAUCACAUUCUUUGUAGAUGCAGCCAUAGUUGCUAUCCCUUUAGGUGUUUUGAAAUCAAACACCAUUACUUUCGAACCAAGACUACCUAAAUGGAAGGAGGAAGCCAUAGCUGACCUUGGAGUUGGAAUUGAGAACAAGAUAAUUUUACAUUUUGAGAAAGUAUAUUGGCAAAAUGUCGAGUUUCUAGGAAUAGUUACAGAUACUUCAUAUAGAUGUAGCUACUUUCUUAAUCUUCACAAAGCUACAUGUCAUCCUGUUCUUGUUUACAAGCCUACAGGAAAACUAGCAAGAGAUAUUGAGAAAAUGUUAAUGAGGCUGCAACUAGGUAUGCUUUUACACAGCUUAAAAAGAUUCUUCCAGAUGCUUCCACCCCGAUAA
Molecule: messenger RNA, 417 nt
Organism: Lactuca virosa
Lineage: Eukaryota; Viridiplantae; Streptophyta; Magnoliopsida; Asterales; Asteraceae
Source: the annotation of a GenBank genome assembly